UCUUUCUUGACACGAAAAUAUUACUUCAACAACCCAGAGGAUGGAUUUUUCAAAAAAACUAAAAGGAAGGUAGUGCCUCCUUCUCCUAUGACUGGACCCAGGGCUCUGCGGAGCAGAGUCGGAAAAGCAUCCCAGUCCCAGCUCCCACCCAGUGCCUGGAUCCUGUUGCUGACAGAUGGCCACCCGGCUUCUGCCUGAAUGAGGAGGAGCUCUUACCACUCCCCCAGCCCAGCCAUUUCUUUGUCAGACAUGAUUGCUUGGCCCACCCUACAGUUUUUGCUCUCACAGAUUUCUUCCACUCAUCCCAGUCAUGUGAAAAAAUAUAGCACUUUUAAAGUAAAACAGAAUAAUUUAUUAUUCUGUAUUGGCUGUUCUCGCAUUUUAAUACCCAUUUCUCUAGAUCCCACUAUGCUCACAGACAUGAUGAAAGGCAAUGUAACAAAUGUUCUCCCUAUGAUUCUUAUUGGUGGAUGGAUCAACAUGACAUUCUCAGGCUUUGUCACAACCAAAGUCCCAUUUCCACUGACCCUCCGUUUUAAACCUAUGCUACAGCAAGGAAUUGAACUACUCACAUUAGAUGCAUCCUGGGUGAGUUCUGCAUCUUGGUACUUCCUCAAUGUCUUUGGGCUUCGGAGCAUUUACUCUCUGAUUCUGGGCCAAGAUAAUGCCGCUGACCAGUCACGGAUGAUGCAGGAGCAGAUGACUGGAGCAGCCAUGGCCAUGCCUGCAGACACCAACAAAGCUUUCAAGACAGAGUGGGAAGCUUUGGAGCUGACGGAUCACCAGUGGGCACUAGAUGAUGUCGAAGAGGAGCUCAUGGCCAAAGACCUCCACUUCGAAGGCAUGUUCAAAAAGGAAUUACAGACCUCUAUUUUUUGAAGACCAAGCAGGGAUUUGCUGUAUCAGGAACUCAGAGUAGUGCUUGACUUUGUAACUUUGGUUUGAGCUGGAGCCUCUCGGAAUAAAAAGGAAGAUGCAUGAGCUGGCAGGUGUGCAGCAAGAAUUGUUCUUGUCUGAGCCGGGUUCCCCUGUAUGUCUGAAACUAGAGAUUUGAGGAGUCUGUGCUGGAUGACUUGCCCAGAAACAGCUGUUUUUAAAAUGUUUUACAUUUUCCUUCUGAUGACUCUAGUAAUGAAAGUCAAAGGGGGAAUACUCAAGCUAGUAAUAAUAUAUAAAACUUAGCGAAACUUCAGUCUUUGGAAAAAGCAUUGUCAAUUAUACCUAGUUAUUAAGUGCAAUCAGCCUGACUUCUGACCACAGUGAGCGCUUGUUUUCUUGGGAUCCAAACACCCUGUGUUUUACCUUUAAUUUUUUGUUAGUAUUUGUACAACUUUCUUUACACAAAUAAUACAUUUUCAUUACUGAAAAUUUAGGAGCUAUGGAUGAGCAAAGUGAAAGCUUCCUGUGUUGUUCCAUUUUGAGCCUACAGAGUGACAUAGACAGCAAACAUGUCAAAACCUGAUUCAAAUAAGCUCUUUGCAGAUUGAAUACCCAGGGCUAGGACAGACUUAGCCAGCCUUCUAUCUCUUUAACACUGUCCGGUGAAAAUCGGCGACACUGAGACACUGCCGGAUUCUCAAGUGCCUUUGGGAUCAUCAAAGAUAGGUUACAUAAUAUGAGGUCUUGAGCUGGAGUUCAGAACAUAUCAAAUCCGUUGACAGAUCCACAGUGCUGUACCGAAUAUGGCUACUCAGUUGAACAAAAGACCUCAUUUCCCAGUUAUUCUGGGUAAGAGUUUGCAUAUCGCUGUAAGAAGGGAGAAAGGGCAAUUGCUGGCAGACAUGUAGUUAAGGGCGACCUAGGAAUCAUUCUGUCUGGAUUAACUGUCCCAGGGAAGUGGCAGGGUGCCAUUUCUGUACCAAGAGGCGAAUGUAAUUUGCAUGUUGAACACUGUAAUCAAGAACCAACAACUCUUGACUCUACCAAUUAAACCAUCCUCUUUUCUCUGCCUGUGAAA
Molecule: messenger RNA, 1957 nt
Organism: Leopardus geoffroyi (Geoffroy's cat)
Lineage: Eukaryota; Metazoa; Chordata; Mammalia; Carnivora; Felidae
Gene: EMC3
Product: ER membrane protein complex subunit 3
Exons: 7
Coding region: 199-879 (226 amino acids)
Biological process (GO): protein folding in endoplasmic reticulum
Cellular component (GO): EMC complex; membrane
Source: RefSeq, a predicted model, not a curated record